UGUCUCUGGUCCCGCUAAAGCGUUGUGUUUCCAUGGUAGCUGAGAUACGAGUCAACAAUGAAGUUCGCUGUGAUAAGGGGGCCGCCUGACAUUUUAUACAGCAACUCAACAACACAAAAGGGGACAAGGCGAGCAAGUGCAUGGUUUAUAUUGCCGGUACAGAUGGUGGUGCCGGAUGGCAAAAACUUUAGUAACAUUUCUGAAGGUACUUUUCAUAGAAGACGCGUAUCUUUUUUUGGUCGUUUUGCGAGGCAGAAGGAAGCGCCAUUAUUGAGUGCCACACGGAACUUGGAGUUGAAGCGUAAGCUAAAUUAAUUAGCUGAACUAAUGUAACGUUAGCAACAAGUAACAACACAUGCACAUGAUACGGCGUUAUAAACGCACAGAAAAUGUUUAAAAACACAUUUCAAAGUGGAUUCCUAUCUAUAUUGUAUAGCAUUGGGAGCAAACCUCUUCAGAUAUGGGAUAAAAAGGUCAGGAACGGCCACAUAAAACGGAUUACAGACAAUGACAUCCAGUCGCUGGUGCUUGAAGUGGAGGGAACAAAUGUCAGCACAACUUACAUCACAUGUCCGGCAGACCCAAAGAAGACACUUGGCAUCAAACUACCUUUCUUGGUUAUGAUCAUCAAGAACUUGAAGAAGUAUUUCACCUUUGAAGUCCAGGUGUUGGAUGACAAGAAUGUGAGGAGGCGGUUCCGGGCCAGUAACUACCAGAGCACCACGCGGGUAAAACCCUUCAUCUGUACCAUGCCCAUGAGGCUGGACGAUGGCUGGAACCAGAUCCAGUUCAACCUGUCUGACUUCACACGGCGGGCCUACGGCACCAACUACAUCGAGACGCUCCGUGUGCAGAUCCAUGCAAACUGCCGCAUCCGGAGAGUGUACUUCUCUGACCGACUGUACUCCGAAGAUGAGCUCCCUGCAGAGUUCAAACUGUAUUUACCCGUACAGAACAAAGCAAAGGUGAGCAUAAAUAAUGUCCAUUUCAAGAUACAUUUGAUAUUUUGUCAUAAUGUAGGCCUACAGCCAAUGUUUCCUAAAAUAAAUUCCGGCACUGAGCUAAUUUUAGGUCUGCUGAGCACCAACUUGAGCGAAAAUUCUGUGUCACCUCUGGCGCGCGUUUCCUGUGAACACUGAGGCCUGCUUAAGUUAGUUUGCUACUGUGGCUAUUUUAUUAUAAUGUAGGACUACCAGAGUGGCCUAUCAUCAAAAGCAAUGGAGAAAAUCCAUCCCAUAACAUUUUAACAUGGAACUAUUGAAAUAGUGAAUAAUAGUUCCAUGAUACAACCUACAGUAGCAGUGUGAUGCUUAUUUGUUCUUAUUUAUACAGCACUGCCCCUUCAAGACAUAAGAAAGCUUUUACCUGACUUGCUUUUCAAAGAUGGCUAGAAAUGUACACAUUUUGUGCUUUUGUUGGAAGCCAUCACUCCAUUGCUGACUAGCUAUAACUGGGCUGAUAACUAGGGAUAAAUAUCUUGCUUUGAUCCCAAAACAUCUAUUCACGACCGCUCGUGCCUGUCAAUGCAAUAGAAUCCAUCCGACAAUGAGCUCUGCCUAAAACUAAAUCUGACUGAGUCGUGCAUAGUUCAUUUUGUUUCCGUAUGUUGCAUUGAAAGGGGGCUAAUAUUAUGUUGACUCGAACAGAGUGAAACAGUGACGUUCAGUUCAAUCUCAUGUGUCUUCGCGGGCUGGUAUUUCUUCUGGACUGCAUGUGGAGGGGACAUUGACUACAGUCUGCGCACCAAAUUCCCUUUUAUAGUGCACUACUUUUGACCAGGGUCCAUAUGCAGCUCAAAGAAUCUGUUGAAGUACAAUAUGGAUUGCAGUUCUUGUAGCUAAUUGACAUGUUUGUCUUCUGUAUUUUUAUAGCAGUAGGGCAGCUGAAUCGAUUCUCCUCCUCCAUAUCUGCAGAUUGUCUGAAUUUGUUGUAAUGUUUGUUUUUCUUUCAUAUUUUGGAACCAUGUGAUUGUUUCUCUGCACAAUAAACAUUGUUUAGCACAAAAAUCA
Oncorhynchus keta (chum salmon) is the source of this 2009-nucleotide messenger RNA. Its product is annotated as cilia- and flagella-associated protein 20. Bases 390 to 1139 code for a protein of 249 amino acids. Gene Ontology annotation, biological process: positive regulation of cell motility; cilium assembly; regulation of cilium beat frequency involved in ciliary motility. Gene Ontology annotation, cellular component: motile cilium; ciliary basal body. Lineage: Eukaryota; Metazoa; Chordata; Actinopteri; Salmoniformes; Salmonidae. The record is from RefSeq and is a predicted model, not a curated record. The transcript has 5 exons.